This is a messenger RNA of Limulus polyphemus (Atlantic horseshoe crab), 2498 nucleotides long. Its product is annotated as mitochondrial uncoupling protein 2-like. The coding region runs from base 273 to 1337 and encodes 354 amino acids. Gene Ontology annotation, cellular component: mitochondrial membrane. Gene Ontology annotation, biological process: mitochondrial transmembrane transport; response to cold; mitochondrial transport. The transcript has 6 exons. The record is from RefSeq and is a predicted model, not a curated record. NCBI's taxonomy places the organism in Eukaryota, Metazoa, Arthropoda, Merostomata, Xiphosura, Limulidae. Gene Ontology annotation, molecular function: oxidative phosphorylation uncoupler activity.
UUCUAACCUUAUUUUCAGAGUACCCAAUAUUAUGAAAUUACAAGUUCAACGGCAAUCUGACCAGAAACGAAUCGUUGGUCGUGGGGUAGAAACCCCCGUGCACAAGGAGUACAUUUACUCCAACGUCAGAUUUUUCUUGGUACCUUCCGAACUUAGUGGAACUUAAUAAUAUAACUUAACGUAGGAGGGAACAAGAAAGUCUACACCUUGAAAAGUAUAGACGCAUUUGCAUGUAUUAGCGAACUGGUGGCUGGCUUAUAAUAAUUAUUACAAUGGUUGGAAUCACCGUUUCUACGCGAGAACCCACAGUGUUGAUCAAGUUUUUCAGCGCGGGAACCGCCGCUUGUGUUGCUGAUAUAAUCACUUUUCCUUUAGAUGUCGCAAAAGUGCGACUGCAAAUUCAAGGAGAAGGGGCAACCAUCGGAAAUUUAUCCCUGAAUAUUGGUAGUACCCCUAGGUACCGAGGUAUGCUAGGUACAUUGAUGACUAUUGCCCGCCAGGAAGGACCAAAGAGCCUUUACAAUGGACUGUGUGCUGGUCUUCAACGACAGAUGGCGUUCGCAUCUGUGCGAAUUGGGUUAUACGACUCCAUCAGGUCAUUCUACCAGAACCUCAUAAAUGGGUCAAAUUCCCAAGCUGGAGUAGGGAUCCGUAUUCUGGCCGGAAUCACUUCAGGUGGCAUGGCUGUAAUCUGCGCUCAGCCCACGGAUGUAGUCAAAGUACGAAUGCAGGCACAGGUGUCCGGUCAGCCCAAGCGUUACACUGGGGCCUUGCAGGCUUACCGUGUGAUUGGUAGAGAAGAAGGCAUGAAAGGACUGUGGAAAGGCACACUUCCAAACGUGACACGUAAUGCCGUAGUGAAUGCCUCUGAGCUGGUGGCUUACGACUUGAUCAAAGAAUUUAUCAUUGAACGUCACUUGAUGACAGACAAUGUCCCUUGUCAUUUUGUGUCAGCUUUUGGGGCAGGCUUCUGUGCGACAGUGGUGGCUUCUCCUGUGGAUGUGGUAAAGACCAGGUACAUGAAUUCCUGGCAGGGCCAGUACACUGGAGCACUAGACUGUGCAAUGAAGAUGUUCAAGGAAGGCGGUUUUAUGUCUUUCUAUAAAGGAUUCCUUCCCUCGUUUAUUCGGCUUGGUUCUUGGAACAUCUGCAUGUUUGUCACAUUCGAACAGUUGAAACGUCUAUGUUGUCUGAUGGGCGACAAAGAUCUCUUCUCAAACAUAUCAAUUCCCGCUCCUGGAUACGCUCCUGUUCUUCAGUUCUUAGUGGAGCCUCCCUCCUCCACAGCAAAGGUAGAAGGAUUUUACAAGAAGAGAAUUAACCAGUGGGAUAUAUAAAAGAUGGAACAAGCAACACGUGUGUUUAUCUGAGUACGAAAAGUGUACAAGUUUAGAACAAAAUAAUUCGUGACGUGUGCGACAGACUAUUAUAUUCACAGGUAGUGUUAUGCACUAUUUAUCAAUAUUUGGGUUAAUUUCAACGAAACCACGUUUCGUAAGUAAAGCAUCUUGGUAUGCCUCGAGAUUAUUUAAAACGACUGAGACCCCUAGACUUGGUGGAACAAAAAAGAGUAAUUAAUGAAUGAUACAUGAUUGACUCAAAUGUUUUGUCUUUAACUUCACCUCUAGUGCCCAAAAGAAGAUUAUUAUUUGUAUAAUCUGUACGGCUGAUUUAGAGAGGCUCAAGGAAGCUAACUAUCGCUGUGUCAUGAACAAUGUAUAUAUAUAUUUGUGCUCUUUCAUGAUUUGAAUGGUAUUCUAGUUCACUCAAGAUUAAAAGUGUGAACACCAUCUCGCGAGUUUAUAUUUACACAGCUAUUUUGUUGUUGUUUUUCAUCUAUAUAAAACUAUCUUCAAAAUAACGGUUUGUGUGCAUCCUAAUGUCAAUGUUUAAUUUUAAUUAGUAAAUCCCUUUCUGACAAUAAAGAACGCUGGACAAAUUCAUCUAGAUAUCAGCUCUAUGGUUAAUGCAAUUUUAUUAUGUAGGCCUAACGUUAUUGAAUCAUCGCUCGAACUAAUUAGAAACUUGAUAGAUAAAUAGUUCUCAGUUAUAGAGGCUUAGAGCGUUGAAUUAAUGAAUCCCAGAGCAGUAAACUACAUUAAGUUAAAUGUAACUUAAUGUACUUGUAUUUCAAUAUCUAAACUUGCUUUACCUCAUAGAGAUACCAUUAUUAAACAUUCAAAACAAACGUGUUCUAUAUACUGACGUAUGUAAUGAUUCUGUUUAUCCUAUUCUGCUUCAACAGAUUGUUUGGACCUUUUACCACAGCAAUCGUUAAAAUUACUAUUGCGUAUGUUUAUGAAAGUAUAUGGCUGUAAUUGCAAUUUUGCGAAAUGCUGCUUUGUAGGGUGCAUUUUAUUGAAUGACUUGUUAAUUUUUAUAAUCACUUAGCUAAUGUUUUAGUCUUGCAAAGUAUAUGUAACACUUGCGGAAUUCGAUGUAUAAUAGAAUAUGAAGAAAUGGCGAAGAAAAUAAAAUUAUUUCAUUUACCUUUUGUC